GUGUGCACUAUCCUCAGUUUUCCUGAGAGUGGGAGAGAGCGUUUAAAAUGGAAGAGGCAAACCAGUCCAUUGUGACCGAAUUUGUCUUGCUGGGGCUGUCAGAUCAGCCAAGACUGGAGAAAACAUUCUUUGUGCUCAUCCUGCUCACAUACCUGGUGAUCCUGCUGGGCAAUGGCAUCCUCAUCCUGGUGACCAUCCUUGACUCCCACCUGCACACACCCAUGUACUUCUUCCUGGGGAACCUGUCCUUCCUGGACAUCUGCUACACAACCUCUUCCAUUCCUCUGGUCUUAGAUGGUUUCCUCACUCCCAGGAAAACCAUUUCUUUCUCAGGCUGUGCUGUGCAGAUGUUUCUCUCCUUUGCCAUGGGGGCCACAGAGUGUGUGCUCCUGGGCAUGAUGGCUUUUGAUCGCUAUGUGGCCAUCUGCAACCCCCUUAGAUACUCUGUGAUCAUGAGUAAGGCUGCCUAUGUGCCCAUGGCCAUCAGCUCCUGGGUGGCUGGUGGAACCAACUCUUUGGUGCAGAUCUCUCUUGCAGUACAAUUGCCCUUCUGUGGGGACAGUGUCAUCAACCACUUCACCUGUGAGAUCUUGGCAGUCCUAAAGUUGGCCUGUGCCGACAUCUCCAUCAAUGUGAUCAGCAUGGGAGUAGCCAAUGUGAUCUUCCUGGGGGUCCCAGUUCUGUUCAUCCUUGUCUCCUAUAUCUUUAUACUCACCACCAUCCUGAGGAUCCCCUCAGCUGAGGGGCGGCGAAAGGCCUUCUCUACCUGCUCUGCUCAUCUUACUGUGGUGGUAAUUUUCUAUGGGACUAUUCUUUUCAUGUAUGCAAAGCCCAAAUCAAAGGACCCCUUGGGAGCAGAUAAGCAAGAUAUUUCAGACAAACUCAUCUCCCUAUUUUAUGGAGUGUUGACCCCCAUGUUGAAUCCCAUCAUCUAUAGCCUCAGAAACAAGGAUGUGAAGAUUGCUGUAAAGAAACUGGUAAGUCAGGAAUGCUUCCCUCGGUGAAGGUGAGAGGUCCCCUGGGAAAUGAUCUCUACUAAGCAUAGACCUGCUCAAUGGUCCCACACAAUAUUUUCCAAACUGUGACUGAGGACUGAAUAUCAACUCUUUAGAAUGAAAAUGAUGAUUACACUUAGAAUCAAGG
Marmota flaviventris (yellow-bellied marmot) is the source of this 1143-nucleotide messenger RNA. Its product is annotated as olfactory receptor 13C7-like. The record is from RefSeq and is a predicted model, not a curated record. Gene Ontology annotation, cellular component: membrane. Lineage: Eukaryota; Metazoa; Chordata; Mammalia; Rodentia; Sciuridae. Gene Ontology annotation, biological process: G protein-coupled receptor signaling pathway. Gene Ontology annotation, molecular function: G protein-coupled receptor activity; olfactory receptor activity.